Molecule: messenger RNA, 2130 nt
Organism: Trichobilharzia regenti
Lineage: Eukaryota; Metazoa; Platyhelminthes; Trematoda; Strigeidida; Schistosomatidae
Source: the annotation of a GenBank genome assembly
AUGGACGAUGAAAUGAGCGUUUGUCGUUACGAUCCUUGUGAUACUCAUAUAAGUCAAACUAUAGAUGGUUCCGAUUUAGUAUCUGAGCUAUCUAUUGUUCGUGCACAGAAGUCUUCGAGUGAAUUCGCACUGUCAUCUGCAAAAAUUAAAUAUGAGUCUAAAAUGAAGCAUUUAAAGACUGAAAAAGAGAUCAUUGAAUCAGAGAAGAAUAGCCUGCUCAGUGAACACAAUUCUCUAAAACGAAAGUAUCAAUUAUUAGAAUUUGAAAGAAGCUACGAUCAGUCAAAGUUUUCCAGUCUUCGAAGAACUCUUGAUGAUCGUAUGAAUUCAGUGCUUCAAUCAUCUAACGGUGUGGAAUCAUCACUGACUUCAGAGGCAGAACGCUUAAGAGAUGAAGUACUGAAAUAUGAAAAACAAAUCACUGAAUUACACAGUACUCAUGCUAACCUUCAAGUAAGAGUUAAAGAAUUGGAGGCUUUACUCGAUUUACGUUCACAACGACUGAAAGAACUGGAAAUGUAUGUAGAGGAAAAAUCUGCGGAAUUGAAAGAGUUAGCAGAGUUGAAAUCAACUGUCUUUAAAUUAACUUCAGAGAAAACAGUUUUGGAGGAGCGACUUGCUGUUGAAUCGAAUCGAACCAAAAUGCCGGAAGGCUAUGAUCGAUUUGUAAGAGGUGCUGGUUAUGUAGCAAAGUUGGAAAUGGAACAUGAUCGAGUGAAAACAGCGUUUAAAACACUCAGUCAAGAACGUGCUAAAUGGCUUAUCACUGAAGAAGAAAAUUCCGAAUUACGUAAUCAAAUCGAGUUAUUAAAGAAAUGGCGUGAAAGAGCAUUAAUAGCUGAGAAUUCUCUUCUUGAAAAAGAAACUUUAAUGAAUACUUUAGUGUCUAAAACCAAUUCACCUGGAUCAAUUGAUAGUUCUUCAUCGCUUAAACUACGUAAAUUAGAGCGUGAAAAUGAGAUAUUACUUGCAGAACAAGGUGAACUCAGUGCAAAAAAUAAGGAGUUAUUGAAAACGAUAGAAGAAAAGCAAAGUAGUGAAGCUGAUCUACAAAGUCAACUACAAUCUAUGUCUUAUCAAAUACAAGAAUUCAAACAAAUACAAACAAGAAGCAAUCAAAUUGUUCAACGUGUCGUUAAGGAAUAUAAUUUAUGCCAAAAUCUAUUGCAAAGUUAUUCACAACACGAAAGUGAUACAUUCAAUAUACCAUCAGAGUAUUUAAAGUCAAUGUCUAAUUUAAAACAGUUAUUUGAAGAUUUCAAUCGAAGUUAUAAAGAUUGUACAAAUUGUCUAAAUGAUUUAUCAAAGUUAACAGAAAAAGGGAAGAAUGGGAAAUCCAACUAUGGUGAUUCAGUCAGUAAUGUUUCAUCAUCAGUUCAUUCAAUACAUGAAGAUGAUAGGGACUUGGUCGGAAAAUUACGGCAACAGAUAUCUGAAUUAGAAGAGAAAAUUGAAAAAUUGCAGACUACAAAUGCUGAAUUACUUGAUAAACUGGAUGUAUAUCAUAUGCAGGGCGUGUGUGAUACAAGAACUACUAGAAUAUUAACUUAUAAACAUAAUCCUGCGGCAAUCUUCAAACAGAAUUUAUCAAAGGAAUUAAGUGAACUUCGUUUGCUAACAGAGCGUCAACGUCAACGGAUUCAAGUUCUAGAAGAACGCAUUGUUCACUUAACCCAAAAUCGAGAUCAGCAAAAAGGGGAUACCGAUCUUACAAUGGAUUUAGAUGUUACAAAUGUUGUUGAAAGUCGAUUACGUUCAAAUCCUGAUCCAUUAACUGAACUUGCAGAGACGAAAGAACAACUUCGUGUAGAACGUUUACGCGGUGAUCGAUUAAUGGAAUUAUUCGAUAAAGCCAAAGCCAAGUAUCGUGCUUCCUGUCGUGAUCUGUUAGGAUAUCGGAUUAAUAUUCAGUCGUGUGGAGAUUGUCAAGUGUGUCCGGUUUUUUCAGUUAGCGAAGAAGAUAACUUAUACUUUAAGAAAGUGGAUGGACAAUAUGAACUAGUUGAAAAUAGAUUCAGUAAAUCUCUUCCAGAAGAUAUACAUCAAUUUCUGAAGGUGAAUCACUCAAUUCCAGGAUUUUUAGCAUCAGUUACAUUGCAUUUUCUUCGAGAGAAUACCUUGUUAAUGUGA